Molecule: messenger RNA, 3102 nt
Organism: Histoplasma capsulatum G186AR
Lineage: Eukaryota; Fungi; Ascomycota; Eurotiomycetes; Onygenales; Ajellomycetaceae
Exons: 6
Coding region: 1-3102 (1033 amino acids)
Source: RefSeq, a predicted model, not a curated record
AUGACGCCUGCCUCAUCCACGGCUCGUCGCUUCGUCAGACCCAAGCUCAGACAGGUCUCCUUCAUCUUUCCGAGUACAGGGCAACGACGCAGAGGCCUUAUCAAUUUAUCGCGGGACAGGGAAAAUGGUGGCUUGGGGGAAAGAGAACCGUUACUUGGUCGCGGUGCCGCGACUUCAAGCACCAAAUCCGGGACCUUCUGGUGCAAAUGCUCUGAAAAGUUUACAAGCCUUGCAUAUUCACUAUACUUAUUUAUCACUUCCGAGGCGGGCAAAGGUGUGAUCAAAUGCAGCAUUGCUUAUUUGAUUGGCACCUUGGGGACAUUUUUGCCAGUAUUUGCAGCUUUUCUUGGGCGGCAAGAUGGAAAGCAUAUGGUGGCUACGAUAACGGUUUACUUCCAUCCAGCGAGGACGAGGGGUAGCAUGAUAUUAGCAACUAUGCACGCCUUCUUAGCGUUUAUAUAUGCAACCUUCAUAUCUGUGGCUAGCAUGGGUAUUUCACUGUUCUUUGAGGACAAACUCGAUCUCCUUCCGCUUGGAAACGCGAUCGUCCUUCUCGUUUUCUGUGGAGGCGGCCUGGGCUUCGUUGGAUGGGUCAAGCUUCGGCGUGCUGACCCGUUGGCGAAUGUGGCCUGCUCUCUUGCGUCCCUGGCUAUUAUUACAGUUCUGACAAAGGAGGGAGCUGUUCAACAGGGUGACUUGUCUCUUGUUAAAAUAUUCCAGGUUUUAAAAAUGAUUGUGAUGGGAGCAAUCGCGACUAUGACCGUCUGUUUUCUACUCUUUCCCGUGUCUGCAAGAACGCAACUUCGCAAAGAUUUGGUUGAGAUUACUAGUUCACUGGGAACUAUGCUAGCAAUCAUUACUGAAAGCUUCCUGCAAGGCUCUGCAGAAUACCUUGGCCAGAACUCCUUCAAAAAUGCUUCAAACCGGAACAAAAAGGCCUAUGUUGCGGUGGAUAAGUGGCUUCAAGAGGCUAAAUUCGAACACUACUUUGCCGGGACGGAAAGAGAAUAUCGCCUCGAAAAAAAGCUUGUUCGGUGUAUUCAGGACAUCACCCAAAAUAUCGGAGGACUUCAGAGCGCUGCUUCUCUUCAAUUUGACCUUUUAAAACAAUCGUACCAACCUUCGCACGUUUCUCCCGCCCAAGAAGGAAUCUCCUCUUCCUAUAUUGGCUCCGGAUUAUACCCCUCAAUUUUCUCGCCAACUGCACACCCUCUAGAGGAACCGACUAAGCCAAACCCGAUUCUGGAUAUGGCACAUUGCGACAGGCCAACAACAGGCUUGGAUCAGACCCUCUUAAUUUCCAGCCAAGGAAAUGACUUCGUUCCACAGUCUCCCGCAGAUAUAUUCGAGAAGUUCAUUGCCCACCUUGGCCCUUCAAUGCGUGCACUCGCAUACACGGUGACAGAAAUCCUUGGAGACAUUCCGUACAGCACAGGCCCAGAAUAUGAAGUCGCCAUUAAUUGCAAAUUUCGUACCAGCCUGGACCGAGCUCUUAAUUUAUAUCAAAGUGCACGAAAUGAUGCACUGAAUAUGGUAUACCCGCAGAAGGAUUUCGUCAAGACCAAGUCAGUUGAGACGGAAGCUGACUACGAAGAAGUUGCAGCAAGUUGUGGCCAUUUCAGUUUUUCUCUCCAAGCGUUUGCUGAGCAACUCAAAGAAAUCCUAGAAGUUCUUGAUGAACUUAAAUUGGAAACAGAUGAGCGGCCGAAUGGCAGGUCCUGGGGUUGGCUCAGAUUUUGGCGCCCCACCCCUCCUGACCAUAUCAAUAAAUGGACUGCAGUUUCAAGGUCAGAGACUGAGCGCGGGGAAACGAGUGUUUCGCCCGAAAAUUCCUCUAUGCAAGGUAAAGAUACCUCGUUGCAACCGCCAGAUCAUCCAUCAGCGAGAGACAAGUUUAGGUACAAAAUUUGGAAAGCACUCCGUAUCUUCCGACGAGACGAAACAAAAUUCUCAAUCAAAGUCGGUGCCGGAGCCGCUCUGUACGCUCUCCCUUCCUUCAUACCAUCGACGAGACCUUUCUAUUCUUAUUGGCGGGGGGAGUGGGGCCUGCUAUCCUAUAUGCUUGUUUGCUCUAUGACAAUUGGUGCGUCCAAUACAACUGGAUAUGCUAGGUUCUUGGGAACAAGUUUUGGAGCGAUAUGCGCUUUUUUUGCUUGGAAAAUCACUUCCGGAAACGUUUUUGCCCUUGCAUUCAUCGGCUGGGUGAUGGCAUUCUGCACCGCCUUCCUUAUUUUGGUUAAAAGCCAGGGUCCCAUGGGGCGUUUUAUCAUGCUCACUUACAACCUCACUGUUCUAUAUGCUUAUUCUCUCUCAAGAAAUGAUAUUGAUGAUGGCAAAGAUGAAGGCGGGGAUACACCGAUAGUACUUGACAUUGCUGUCCACCGUGUCGUUGCUGUCUUAACUGGCAUUAUUUGGGGAAUCCUAAUCACUCGGGUGAUCUGGCCUAUCAGUGGGCGGAGAAAGCUGAAAGAUGGUCUAAGUUUGCUGUGGCUCCGGAUGAGCGUGAUAUGGAAACGAGAACCCCUGUCGACGAUGACGGAUGGAAAGCCUGCCAUUGCAUAUUUCACCCCUAGGGAAAAAUUAGAGCUCCAGAGAUUCCUGGUCCAUUUGGAGACGCUUCAUACUUCGGCACGGUCAGAGUUUGAAUUGCGCGGCCCGUUUCCCGAUGCUACGUAUGUAACGCUGCUUAGCCGAACACGACGGAUGUUAGAUGCUGUCCAGGCUAUGAAUCUCGAGAUCAUGAAGAAUCUAACUGCUUCAGAAGGCGAGAUGGCGUUGUUAGCAUAUACCCUACCGCAGAGAAUGCAACUCUCUGCACGAAUAAGCCAUUUGUUGUCUGUGGUCGCAUCCUCCAUGAAACUCGAGUACCCUCUGAAUGAUUCUCUGCCGGAAAUAGAGCAUUCGCGAGACAGGCUCCUCGCGCGAUUGCACCGUUUCCGCCAAGAUACCACGGUAUCUCGGUUGACAACAGAUGAAGACUACGCCUUACUCUAUGCAUAUGUUCUAGUUACCGGACAGUUGGGAGAUGAAAUAAUGGCGAUUAUUAGUGAAUUAAGCAAACUAUUUGGGAUACUAGAUGAGGAUGUACUGAAGCUCCAUUAG